Sphaerulina musiva SO2202 is the source of this 3486-nucleotide messenger RNA. RefSeq lists its product as uncharacterized. Gene Ontology annotation, molecular function: GTP binding. The transcript has 2 exons. Lineage: Eukaryota; Fungi; Ascomycota; Dothideomycetes; Mycosphaerellales; Mycosphaerellaceae. The record is from RefSeq and is a predicted model, not a curated record. The coding region runs from base 1 to 2922 and encodes 973 amino acids.
AUGGAGAAGGAUCCCUCCAGCGCCUUCAGCAGCUUGAAUCGGCUUCCAACCCGCCUGGUGAUCUGUGUAGACGGCACUGACCAAAGGCCCGCGGGAGCAGAAUACGACCGACCGACCAAUGUCUACCGCAUCUACUCGAGCAUCAAAUCGGGCAAAGUCGUCGACGCCGCCACGGGCGACACGUUGGUGCAGGUGCCGCUCUACUAUCCCGGCAUUGGUGGCCCGGACGAUCUCCUGCUCAAAGACAAACUACACCUAGGAAACUCAUACCAAGACCAGAUCCGGAAUGUGUAUGAACGAUGCAGCAGACUGAGCGGAGCCAAGGAUGAAGUGGUGUUCUUCGGCUUCUCACGCGGUGCAUAUGUAGUGCGUGCCGUGGCGGGACUGCUGCAUCAGAUUGGAGCUUUGAAGAGUGCGGGAACGCCCGAGUUUGCUCGUGACUAUAAGAAAGUGCUCAAAGAGUCUGGCCACGACUGGAAACUGGAACGCGCGAACACUGUACGCUCUACGAAUUCCGACUUCUCCGCCUGCCGCUCCCUCUCCUCCCUCUCCUCGACAUCCGAGGGCGACUUCCAGACCGCGCCCGUCAUUCGCUUCCUCGGAGCCUUCGAUACUGUCCGAGCCAUUGCCGAUGAUGACUACGACACCUCCUUCAACCUCUCGACGCAACACUGGCGACAUGCCGUGGCAUUGCACGAAAACCGAAAAGCGCUGGCAGCAGACGUCCUCUACCCUGAGGACUUCUACAGGACGGAUCUCAAGGCUCAAGAGCGCAGCUUCGUGCAGGCCUUGUUCAUUGGCAGUCAUGGCGACAUGGGGGGCACAUCGCCCAAGGCCGGACUGAGUCUCUAUCCUCUGCAGUGGAUGUUGCUUGAAGCAAUCGCCUGCGGCGUGCAUAUUGAACUCGAGGGUACCAUCCCGACCAGCAACGGUGGUCCAGUCUUCAGACCGUUGGCCGUGGUGUUCCCGAAGAAAUCGUCCAAAAGCAAGGACAAGGACGCGGUGCAGAUGACAUUUACCACCGCCAAUGGAGUAUCUGUCACUAUGCAAGAUCUGCGCUCCGUACACGAUGGAUCCAGGUCCCAGGAACAAUUCGGCAUCAGGCUCACCAGCCGUCCCGUAUCGCUGCGCAUGAAGAAGCAACGAACGCCAUUCGACAAUAAUGGCUAUCUCCGAGGCUAUUGCGACCAUGCUCCUCAGGGCACCAUCAUUCAUCCCUCGGUCUAUCUCCUGCUAGAUGAGCACAUCAACGUCGCGCUCGAUACGAAGGAAGCAAAGCUGCAGCGGAAUCUGGAAGAAUGGCGUGAAAACAUGCUCGGUACACAGAGUGGACACGUCAACAUGGGCUUCUGGGGCGACGGCAGUAUCACUGAUGACGGAAACCCGGGCGCCAUCCGUGUCCUGGUGUGCGGCAACACUGGCGUGGGGAAGUCCACUCUGAUCAAUAAAACGUUUGGCGUCGAAGUGACUCCGAGCAGUAACAGAGUGCGCGGCAUCCAUGAUGUGACGCAGGAGAUCACGUUUGAUGGUAGACCAGACCUGAUCGUGCACGACUCUGGAGGCUUCGAAGCGGGCACCGACACCGAGUUUCUGGCCAUUGAGAAAUUUCUCAAAGCAAAGUCGAGCGCGGAAGAGAUUCAAGACCGGCUGCAUGUUAUCUGGUUUUGUGUCGAACUCAAUUCUGCGAGAACGUUGCAGACCGCCACGGAGAAGCUGUUCCAAGCCGUGGGGCAGUAUGCUCACGAGGUGCCCGUCGUGGUCGUCGCCACCAAGAAGGAUGACUUCCUGGACAUUGAAUACAUGGCAAAGAAGAAGGAGCUGAAGAGAUCCGGUCUCCCCUUUGAUGAAGAGUUGUGCGAGGCCUAUGCAGAAGAGAAGCUGCAUGAUAGACUCGAUGAAGUCAGGCGCGACGAAGAGUCCAUCGCUUUCCUGUCCAAGACCACAUCGCACACCUUCGAUCUCGACAAGGUCCGUCUAUUAUACAUCCGCGCGCAAGUGACCCGCAUCGACCUCAAAGUUGACUUAGCCCUCCACGAAGUUAUGCGCCGCUAUCGGUCCCUUGUCAGAGCGGCAACAGGAGUCGCAUUCACCCCCAUCGCUGCGUCUGCGCAUCGUAAAACUGCUGCUGCGAAAGCCUGCACCGCAAUCUUGAAUUGCUUUGGUCUUCCCAGCGUUUCCGCAGAAACAGCUAUUGCAAACAUGAAGCAGAAUGUGUGGGACCACCUGGGCUUUGACUUCUUCAUGGCUAUUGCCGAAGGGCUCAAUCUACUGGGAGUCGCCGGCAUGGGAGUGGGAGGUGGAAUGCCUGCGAUUUUUGUGACGGGCAUUGUCUCCAUUCCUCUUGUGGUGCCUUCGACAUGUCGGCUCUUCUUGACCAUGUCGGUCGAUCUCAUCCUGGUACUGAUUCUGUCCUUCAAGCAAGUUGCACUGCAAAAUCGCCAACCCUUAGAGAAGGACUUGCAGCACGCGUCUCGUGAAUACAGGUUGAAAGGAUACUCCGACUACGCCCACGAAGACAUCAAAGCUCUCGUGCCCCGGCGAAACAUGGCUGCCAGCUUCCGAUACGAUAAGAUCCGUAACGGCCUGGAAAAGACUGUGGAAAAUUACAAGAGCAUGGCAAUGCAGGAUGCGAAGGUGUCGAGUGAAUCCAAGUUGCGUCGAAACUUGAGCGUGACGGAGGAAGAUGAAGACGAUGCCAGGCUGAUACGUCAAGCGAAUCAGAGACUUGUUGAGCUUGAAGGGAGCAGUCUGCCGAUUGAACUGCCUGCUGGACGGGAAGCAAUCACCACGGAGUUGCCCGCCAUUGAGGCGCCGGUCGAGCUCUCUGGAGAUGCGCCGCCAAGGCGUGCAGUUGAGUUGCCUGGACAUUUCGAGUUUGAUAUGCCAAGAGGCAGUAAAACAAUGGUCGACACGGCCACUUGAGGUUUCCGAGGUCAGCCCACAGUCAUGAGAGAGCCAUACACGCCUAUUGCAGCUGUGGAAUCUUGCUCAUGGACCUCACGAUACCACUCGAGUCAGUCCUUCAUGGACACCACGACUUUGGGUGACUCUGAACUGAACAAUUGCCGAUCUCCAGCGGAUACAUUGUUACAGCUUGGAUUCUCAUCAGCGAAUCCAACCUCUAGACUCGGACACCCACAACGGGCGAAUUGAAAGAAACGAGAGGACAGGUUCGAAACAGCACUUCACCGAUACACGCGACUUUGUCUACGUCUUUGUGAUAUCCCUCAUCUCAGCUUCUUCGUGGAUCUCUGGAUGAGUGUGUGCUCUCCAUGGCGAUAAUAAAGCAUGGAAUUCAUGCAAAAGGAUAUCUCCAUGCUCGAACACAUAUCUGACACGGGCGAUGUCAGUCAUCAGCACCACAGCAACAUUAUUUGUCCUGUUUAACGAAUUCAUAUCGAUCUUAAUGAACAUGAAGUACGAUUUCCAGAACUUCCAGGGCUCAUUCAUAUAGUUCCUGAAGAUUUCUCCGCACUUGCAAACCAA